UUAACAGAGGGGCAGGCCCAGAGGAUGCGCACACACACACAAACUAACACACACACUCUCUUUGGAGGCUGGCAGAGAUAUAGAAGGAAGGCUUUUAGAGACGGAGCAUCUAAGUAGCUGAAAGAUAUGGCUUCCGCUCAGGCAUCGCCCUGUGUGACCACAUCACUAGAGAAGCACCUCAUGUGCACCAUCUGCAUGGAUCAAUUUGUGGAUCCUGUCACGACAACUUGUGGCCACUCCUUUUGUGAGCUAUGUCUGCGCCGCAACUUCAGGUACAAUGACAUGAUGUGCCCCCUUUGCAAGGAACCUCUUAGAGGAACCCAAAAUGUCAACAUUGUCCUGAAAAACAUUAUUGAAGAUAUGAAAAAGAAGACCGCAACAAAAGAAGAUGACGAGUACACUGGGGCGCCCGGCGAAGUGGCCUGUGACAUUUGCACGGAGCCGAAGCUGAAGGCUAAGAAGUCCUGCCUUGUGUGUCUCGCCUCGUAUUGUUCAACCCACCUGGAGAAUCAUUUUUCGACUAAAAGGCUGAAGGGCCACAAGUUGGUGCAACCUGUGGAGAACUUGGAUGAGAGGGCCUGUCUCCAGCAUGGACGCCCCCUGGAGCUGUUCAGCAGGAAGGCGGGGAGAUGCAUCUGUGUGCUGUGCAUGGAGGAGCAUCAGGAAGAGGUGGUUCCUACUGAAGACGAAUGGAACAGGAAGAAGGCUAAGCUUGAAAAGACCAAGAUGGAGUUACGAGAGAAAAUUGAGAUGAGAAAAACUCAGCUGGAUGAGGUCGAUGCAUCUUUAAAGGACUGUGAGGACCAGCUGAUUGAUGAGCAGUGGGAUAUUGAUACUGUGUUCACAACUGUGAUUGCCAUCGUGAAGGAAGCCCAUGCCACAGCUGUUCAGCCUCUUGAAGACAGAAGGCAGGUCGUGGUAAAAGAGGCCAAGGACAUCGAAGAGAAGUUGGAAGCGGAGAUCCAGGGGCUUCAGAAAACCAUCUCUGAGCUGGAGGACAUGUCAGCACUUGAGGAUCACAUCCUUUUCCUACAGAGUUACCCAUCUCUGCCAGACCUGGACAACAUUAAAGACUACCUGGAGGUCAUGCUGGACACAUCACUGUUAUUUGGCAGCCUGAGAAAAAACACAACCACCAUGUUGGAAUCGAUUCAACAGGAACUGAAGAAGCUGACCCCCAUUGAACUACAAAGAAUUCCAAAGUAUACAGUGGAUGUAACACUGGAUCCAAACACCGCGCACCAACGCCUCCUUCUCUCUGACGAUGGUAAAGAAGUCAUAGACAGUGGAGAGAACCAAGAUGUUCCCGAUUCCCCAGAGAGGUUUGACAAGUUUGGCAGUGUCCUCGGAAUCAACAAGUUGACCUCUGGGAGGUCCUACUGGGAGGUGGAGGUCAGGAACAAGUCCGGGUGGGAUCUGGGGGUAGUGAGAGGCAAGGCGAACCGUAGAGGUAAACUCUCGUUGACCCCUAAUAACGGGUUCUGGGUUGCUGUUCAUUAUGAUAAUAACAAGUAUGCAGCCCUGACAGUUCCACCGGUCGCUCUUUCCCUGAAGGAGAAACCUCAGAAGGUGGGAGUGUUUGUGGACUACGAGGAAGGUCUUGUGUCAUUUUACAAUGUGACAACCAAAACCCACAUCUACUCAUUCAGUGGGUGUUCAUUCAAAGACGAGAUCUUCCCGUAUUUCAGCCCACAUUUACAAAAAGAUGAGAAAAAUGUGGAUCCCUUGAUUAUUUCUUCUUUUAGUAAAUGUGAGCAGGAGAUGGAUGUGUCGUGGACUCCCAGAGCAGUCUAAGAUAAUAUGAAAAAUAUGGUAACGUUUUUUGUAAAGACACGUUCAUGUCUUGUGUGAAGUUUCUGACCACAUGAAGCACAGAAGUAUGUCAAAAACGUACGCAAAUUAUAAAUGUGUCCUUAAUGGUAAACACUGGAAAUACUUGGGUCGACCAAAACUAGGUUUAUAAUCCAAACUAUAUCAUCUUGAUCUCAUUCUGUUUUAAGAACCCAGCAGCACUAGCAUGUUGAUGCAGUUAAAUGGUUUAUCAUACAGACCAGGGGUUCCCAAACUUUUCAGCCCGCAACCCCCAAAAUAUAGGUGCCAAAGACUUGCGACCCCCACUGUCCCUCAAAGUGAUUUAAUGUGUCUUCAUUUAGCAGGUCUGGAGAAAAUUAGCCGACAUAUAUGAGCAUGUAUCUGUGUUUCCUAUGCUGUUAUGAAUUAACCUGCUGCUACUGAUGCUUUUGAUAAUUACCUGUUCACUGACCCUAAACUUAGGAGUCAUCUGACAACAAAGGA
Molecule: messenger RNA, 2295 nt
Organism: Notolabrus celidotus (New Zealand spotty)
Lineage: Eukaryota; Metazoa; Chordata; Actinopteri; Labriformes; Labridae
Product: E3 ubiquitin-protein ligase TRIM21-like
Exons: 7
Coding region: 127-1794 (555 amino acids)
Molecular function (GO): protein binding
Source: RefSeq, a predicted model, not a curated record